AUGGGGGAAUGGAGAUUCGGAACUACACAGAUAUAUGGCCCAAGUAUUUCCGUUAAACCUGCUGAUGAUAAUGCUUCAUGGCCUACAUCAGAUGAUGAAGACUUAAGUUUGAAUAUGAAGGAAGGAGAGGAGCGGCCAGAGGUUGGAACAAAGGACCAUGGUAUCACUGAAAGUGUUCCACAAGCACAAACAGCUAAUGACUGUUUGACUUCUGCUGACAGGGCAGAAGAUGAUAGACAUGCUUCUCCAGGAAAAUAUUCCUACGUGAAGCCUGCUGUGGAGGGGAAAUAUUGUAUUCCUAAUCGGCCCAGAGAAAUGGAGGAAAUUAAAGAAUCCCAAUCAGAGUCUCCGGGAGAAUAUUCUUUGUUGAAGCCUCCUGUCGAGGAGAAACAUUCUGGUCCUAAGAAAGGAGGAGAAAUGGAGGAAACACAAAUAUCCAAGUCAGAUUUUUCAGCAGAACUAGACUUAGGAAUGACAACAGAAAAAGAGGAAGAAAGUUUUAAUGAAAGUGAAAAUAAACACCUUCAGAUUGAAGAAACGGAGAAGCACCAAAAUGAUGAAGUGGCAGUAUUAGAAAGCAUAUAUUCUUCUUCUGCUGCUGGACUAAUGCAUCCAAAAGGGAGUGGAAAAACUGGUAACAACCUAUGUCCUAUUACAGAAAAUGAAGAAUCUAAUGGCACUUCAAGUGGAACCGAUCAGGAUGAAGGAAGAUCUUCAAAGAAAACAUCUAGUGACAAGGAAGAGGUCAAAAAACAAAUUGAUUCUAUGGAUGACUUCGGUGUCUUAACUCUGUCAUCUGAAACAAUUUUGGAGGGUUUCCACAUGCCUGACUCUAAUCAUAUGAUUUGCAUGUCGCUAAUUGAACAGCAUGCCAUGGAUUGUAAAGAUUCUGUCAGUUUAUUGAAAAUCCAGCAUGCGGUUCUUUCAUAUGAAAGAUUAAUAGAACUUAUAAAAUAUCACUGUGGACAACUUAAAAGAAAAAAUAAAAAAAUGGAAAAUAUGGAUAAGGGACUACAAAAGGAGCUAUCAGAAACAAAAGAAAUGAUAUCUAAGUUGGAGCUUCAAAAAGUAGAAUGGGAGCAUGAACUCUGCAGUUUGAGAUUAACUUUAAAACAAGAAAAACAAAAAAGAAGAAACGCUGAAAUGUUAUAUGAAAAGAUUCAGGAGCAACUAACAAAAAGAGAAGAGCAGUAUAAGAAAGAAGUUGAAAUAAAACAAGAACUUGAUUUUAAGCUUAGAGCACUAGAUGCAGAAUUGAGGAAUGUAAGAAAUAAUUUCAAUCAGGUUGUGGAAGAACGGUAUUAUACUGAAAAACAACUUUGUCGAGAACAGGAUGCCAGAAUAUUACAAGAUGGAAUUCUAAAGAAUCACCUUUGCAAACAAGAGGAGAUAGAAGUUGCUGUGAGACAACUUCAAGAAGAACUGGCCAAUACCCUAAAAAAACUAUCUAUGUCAGAGGCUUCACUGGAGGUGACAUCACGUUGUCCUAUGAAUUUAGAAGAUGAGGUAAAAGACUUAAAGGAAAAACUGGCUCAGAGUAGGAAUCAGGUUGAUGAUCUUACAGCAAAACUGGAAACUAUGUCUUCAAGAAACCAGGUUCUUAUUCAGGAGUUAUCAUCUAUGAAAGAAAUACAGAUGAAAUGUGAAAAGCCAGAGAAGAAUAAAAAGAAGUUGGAACAACAAGAAGUAAACCUCAGAAGUUGUGUAGAAGGCAACGUGACGCAAGUAGCAUUUCAAGAAAGCGUAGCACAGUUAAGAGAAAAUAAUAAUGCUUCAGUAAGAAGUCAAAUGGAACUCAGAAUUAAAGAGCUGGAAUUUGAAUUAUCCAAAAUGAAAAGUUUUCAAGACGUUACUAAAACAGAAUUGGACAUAUACAAGCAUCUCUACCUAGAAGAAGUAACACAUCGAAUGUCAUUGACAAAUGAACUGAACAAGACUAGUGAGAGGCUGGCAGAGACCAGUACCAAACUUCUGGUGGAGAAACAGCAAAAGCAAACUUUGCUUGACACUAUUAAUAUGAGGCCAGCCCUAGAUCUGCCUUAUGGUAGAAAUGUUAAUAAUAGUUCACUAUUCAAUAGAAAUGUUGCUCUAAGAGAAAACGUGGUGAUUCCUACCUCAAACUCAUGGCGUUCAAGUAAUGACAUUGAGACUUUCUUGUUCAAGAGGCAGCAAGAGUUGGAAAAAAAUAUAACUAGAGAACUAGAAGAAGGUGCUGCUGAAUUUGAAUCAGGCUCAUCUGGUGGGACCACCUCUUUAGAAUCUACUUUUGAAAGUCAUAUAAAUUGUGAUGACGUACUGAAAUCACACAGAGAAUACUCAGAGUUUCUGAAGAAAAAGUAUAGCAUCUGAAACAUAAAUAGUAGAAAUUUAUUUACUGGAUGUUUAUACAACAUUUUAAUAGUUUCCUAUUAAAUGGAUGAUAUGCAAAAA
Messenger RNA from Neogale vison (American mink), 2430 nucleotides. RefSeq names its product ankyrin repeat domain-containing protein 26-like. Bases 1 to 2349 code for a protein of 782 amino acids. Lineage: Eukaryota; Metazoa; Chordata; Mammalia; Carnivora; Mustelidae. The transcript has 21 exons. The record is from RefSeq and is a predicted model, not a curated record.